AUGCCUGGCGGCUUGGCCAAAGCUGCAAUGCCAGCGUGUCCCGAGGGGCAUGAGUCAGACCCCAUGUUCCCGGGCACCGUGUGCAGACCACCUCUGUGUUUGCAGACCUCCACCCUGGCUUGGGAACGAGGGGUCCCCCCGCUCCCAGGCCAGCCUGGUUGGGUGAGACAGCAGGACUCAGGAGCCCCCAGCCUGGCUGCCUGUCUGCGGGGCAGAGUCCUGCAGCCCCCUGGGGGGCGGGAGGGGCCUGGCCAGUGUCCCCCAGACCCGCAGGCCCUUCCUUGGUGCGUGCUGGUGGGCAGAAAUGCCGGCGGGUGCCAGUGCCCGACCGCCUGUCACUGGAGGCCGGUUGCCUCUUGCCAGCAGCCCUUCCGCCCAGGACAGCCAGGCCUGCCGGAGCUCUGGGCCUGCCCAGCCCCUCCCCAUGGGCCCCCCUUCCUUCCCCGGACAGACCGGAGCCCGCAGACGCAGCGAUCUCGUCAGCAGGACGGUCCGGGGCUGAGUCCUGGCGGUGCCUCCACUGGACGCAUGGCCUCGGGGGGGUCUCUAAGCCCCCGUGGGGCUCGGCUUCCUCUUGCACAGCCCGCAGAGCCCAGAGCCGCCACCCCACAAGAGGUCCCCUCCUGGUUCGGGCCUGGCGUGGACCAAGGCUCCUCAUUGUCAGGGGCGAUCAGAGGUUCCCUUGCAUCCUGCCCCAAGCCGAAUGCAAGGCCCGGGCCCCAUCAGGCCCAGGGCCCACGGAGGAUGAACGGGGGUCCCCCUACCCUCUGCCUGCCCCCACCCCUGCCUCGUGUCCUGGGACUCAGAGGCCACCAGGAGCCCUGCACCCAGCACCCACCAGGGACACGAAGGUCCCCAAGAAAUGACUCGGAGCUGGAGGGGGUGCCCGGCCUCGGCCUGGACACUGGGCUGAGGUGUCAGAUCCUCCCUGAGACUCGGCCGUGGAAGUGCCAUCUGGUAUCCGGGGUGGAGCCCCUGAAGGGCCCCCAGGAGCAGCAGCCCCUGCAGCGACUCCACCCCUCCCGCCACCCAGCAGCCCGACCACCCAGCCUGACGCAGCCCUGCACGGAGCGGGGGGGCUCUGAGGGGCGGAGUCAGCCCUGGCUCUGGUGGAACAAGCGCUGGCCUGGUCCUGGCACCCACCUUGCUCCAUCGGCCCGGAGACUCGACUCCGUGGCAGCUGCUUGGCUGCAGCUCUUCGAGGAAGACCCUGGGAGCUGCCCAGCAGAGUCAGCAGGUGGACCCCCGGGCCAGCACCAGCUGCCAGAAUCUCCAUGUGGGGGCGAGGGGGUGAUGCGCGGCCUGCGGUGCCCGCUGCCCCUGGCCCUGGGCGCAGAGGACGGGAAACUGGGCCAUCUGGGAAGCAAGGUGCCCCUGAGCUUGCCUCAGACACGCGCGCCUGGACCUCCACCUCCUGGGGUGGGCAGGCUGGCAGGUGCGGUGACGGAGCUGGAGGUGGGGACCCAGGCUCUUCCCAGAUCCCCUGGACAGACUGCUGCAGCGGGCAGAACUGGUCCUGCCACCCCGUGCAGGGUGAAGGUGGCCCUCGUGAUCCAGGACUGGUCUGCAGGAGGGGAGGUCCUGCUGACCUCUGAAGGCCUUCCCACUCCCCAUGACCUCGUGGUCUCCAUGUGGGGGUGCUGGGGUGGGGAGGCGCAGCUGAAAGACCGGGAUGGCUCUGUGGGGGCAGCCCCUCUGCACGGCCCCCAGCUCCUGCAGCCUUGGAACCAGCCAGCUGCAGGGCUGGAGGAAGGGUCUGCGUGUGCCUCCCGUGUGGAUGGCUUGGGGUGGGGGCAGCAGGGCAGGUGUGAGCCAAGGCCGUCCAAGAAGAGCCGCCCCCGCCGCCCGCAGAACCGGGACAAGAGCGGCGAGCCCCUGCUGCGCGGGGAGGUGGGGGCGGGUGCGGCCAGACGGAGCCCGGCUGCACCGCGUCCCGCCAUCCCACCUGCUGUGCUGGGCCGGCCGGGCCUGUCCUUCAGAGCUGUCACUGGGGCAGCUGCCCGGAGCCCUGCAGGGAGGCCGGCUCCCGUGUGCGGGCUGGAGGCAGCAGGUCCCGGUUGGGGCAGCCCCUUGUCUGUUAGGGGUGCCAGCCUGAGAUGCCUGCGAGAGCUGAGGCCCAGGGACGGUGGGAACUCGCGCUGUGGAUGGAAGGUCCCCCCGGGGCUGCAAACAGGCCUGCCGGACGCGCUGGAGGGCCGGGCAGAGCAGCGUCGACCUCCCCGGCCAGAGACGGUGGCCAUGGGCCGGCCCAUCUGGUGGCGGGGAGGCCAUGUAGCACCCGCUCAGUGUUUCUGGGUCUCGGGAGCAGACCCGCAGGGCACCUUGCUCCAGGAGGGAGUCCAGGCCAGGCCACCCGCUCACGGCCUGUGCCCUGCACUCUGCCAGGUGACCAAGUGUCAGGAGCAGCGUGCCCUUGGCCUCCAUGCAGGGGGUGCCAGGAUGCCCGGGGCCUGGAGGCUCAGCGGGACUGCGGCCUGGCUGCAGGGCCCUCUGCCCUCCCCGUCCUCACUGCGCCCAUGUCUGGGAGAGACCUGGGUGUUCAGAUUCCGGGUGCCUCUCACCCUGAACCACAGGCAUCGCUCCUUCAGCCACGCUGCCAACACGCGGUCUCCCAGCACACGCGGGGUCACGGGCGGCCACCCCUGUGCCCGAGACCCUCAGGGACCCCGUGUGAAGCAGAGGCGGACGGCUGUCCUGGACCCUGGGCACCUGGCAGGGGACAUGCUGCCAUCUGUCAGAUGUGAGGUGCCCCAGACGUUCUCUGCUCCCACGGUGGACAUUCCACACCUUCAGCAGCCCAGACGGAUGCUCACCUUGCGAGAAAAGAGAGAAGACCGAAAACAGGAAGCAGGUGGGCAAACAGGCAGGGAGGAGGCUGCAGUCCCUGAGGGUCAGAGUCCCCCAACUCUGGGCUGCGGAGACGCGGUGAAGACACGCCCCAGGGAGGAUGUGCCCGGUGAGGACACGCCCCCGCAAGGACACGCCCCCGCGAGGACACGCCCCCCCGUGAGGACUCACCCAGGUGAGGACACGCCCCCGCGAGGACACGCUCCCCCCCACCCCCACCCCGUGAGGACCCGCCCCGGUGAGGACACGCCCCCGCAAGGACACGCCCCCGCGAGGACACGCCCCCCCGUGAGGACUCACCCAGGUGAGGACACGCCCCCGCGAGGACACGCUCCCCCCCACCCCCACCCCGUGAGGACCCGCCCCGGUGAGGACACGCCCCCGCAAGGACACGCCCCCGCGAGGACACGCCCCCCCGUGAGGACUCACCCAGGUGAGGACAUGCCCCCGCGAGGACACGCUCCCCCCCACCCCCCACCCCGUGAGGACCCGCCCCCGUGA
Messenger RNA from Dama dama (fallow deer), 3348 nucleotides. Its product is annotated as collagen alpha-1(III) chain-like. The record is from RefSeq and is a predicted model, not a curated record. NCBI's taxonomy places the organism in Eukaryota, Metazoa, Chordata, Mammalia, Artiodactyla, Cervidae. Bases 1 to 3348 code for a protein of 1115 amino acids. The transcript has 17 exons.